AUGGAUAGUAAAAAAACAGGAAUGCGUUGCUCUGUACAAUUUUGCAAAAGUAAAGCAAGUACUAGGAAUAUAAGUUUCUUCCAAUAUCCAAAAGACGAUCGUCUAGCAUUAUGGACAAAAAAUUGUGGUACAGAAAAUUUGACUGAAGAACUAUCAAAAAAAAAUAGCUAUAAAGUAUGUGGGGAUCACUUUGUAGAUUCAAUGUUUUUGAACUCCACAACAAAAAACCGACUAGUUUUCAAUGCUAUUCCAACAAUAUUUAAUGAUGAAAUAAUGUUUGAAAGAACUAAAUUGGCCAAAUUACAGUUGAAAACCGAUGUAGAUCCACAGUAUUUUGAUGAUAAUUCAAAAGACCAGAGUAGCUGUAGUAGUUCAAUUCCAGGCACUGAAGGAUUAAGAAGUCAUUUUAGUGGAUCCAUGAAUACUUCUGAUGCUUCAAAUGAAUCUUGUAGCUCAAUCACAACUACUGAUUCUUCAAAUCAAACACCUGGAUACUUAUCGGCAAAUACACCAAGGAAACAAAAACUAGUCACGGAGAUUAAAUCUGGAAAACAAGAAAUAAAAAAUUUAAAGAAGACUGUAGUAAGUCUAAGUCAACAAUUAGCUAACUAUGAUACAGUUGAAAAAUUUUUAAAAUUAGCUGAAAAAUAUUUAUCACCUGGAUUAUUUACAAUUGUCAAAUCCCAAAUGAAUUUUAAAAAAAAACAAAAAGAAGGUUAUAGAUAUAAUAAUGAAAUUAAACAAUUAGCAUUAAAUAUUUAUUUUUUAGGACCUAGAGUCUAUAAACUUUUAUUAAAUACUCUUUCACUACCAUCAAUUUCUACUUUAAAACGGUUAACUCAUAAAUUUGAAAUGAUACCAGGCUUGAAUGAAUUUUUUUUUAAUAUUAUUAAGUAUAAAAUUAAAUAUUUUACUGACGAAGCUAAAGAAUGUGUUCUCUGUGCAGAUGAAAUGGCCUUAAAAUCAAACCUCUAUUAUAUGUUAAACAAAGAUGAAAUUAUAGGGUUUCAUCAAACAAAUAAGACAAAGACUUAUACUCCUGCCAAGUAUGCAUUUGUUCUAAUGGUUAGAGGAAUAAAUGUUAACUGGAAACAACCAAUUGCAUACUUUUUAGUAUCAAGUAGUUGUACCGGAUAUGACUUGCAGGAUAUUAUUUUUGAAACUAUUCGCAAACUUUUUGAUAUAGGAUUAAAUGUAAAAGCUUUUAUUACAGAUAUGGGUUCUAACUUUGUUAGUUUCAGUAAAAAUGUUAAUGUUACCCCAGCCAGGCCUUUUUUUAAAGUUGGUGAAAAAAAAAUAAUAUAUAUAUUUGAUCCUCCCCAUUUAUUAAAAUCAACAAGAAAUAUGUUUUUUCAACACAAUUUUAAAUUUAAUAAUAACUUAAUUGAAAAAAAACACUUAAUAUCAUUUUUUGAACAAGACAGUAAAUGUAAUUUAAGAACAGCCCCAAAAUUAACACAUUCUCAUAUUUUUCCUGGACCAUUUGAGAAAAUGAAAGUUUUUUUGGCUGCGCAAGUGUUUAGUCAAAGUGUAGCAGCCGGCAUGGAGACUUACCUUGUUAGUAAUAAAUUGGAGUCUUCUUCAAAGGCAACAAUAGAUUUUAUAGAAAAUAUUGACAAACUUUUUGAUAUCUUCAAUUCUUCAAGAAGGCCAACUUCAAAAAAUUUCAAUAGACCCUUUAAACAAACAAAAGAACAAGAAGACCAUUUAAAAUAUAUGCAUAAUUUUUUUACAAAUUUAAUUAUUAUUAGCAAAAAAGAACAAACUGAUGUUACUAACCGGAUGAAAUUUAUUAAUGGUUGGUUGAUCUCCAUAACUGGCUUGCUGUUACUUUGGAAAGACUUAAAAUCAACAAGACCAUUAAACCAACAAGAAAAUUAUGUUUUAUACACUGCCAGAUUAAACCAGGAUACUAUUGAGAAUCUUUUUUGUACAAUUAGACAACAAAAUGGCAAUAACACUAAUCCAACUCCUUAUCAAUUUUUGUUUGCAUUUAAAAAAAUUUUUUUACUUAAUUAUUUUCAACACUCAGAAAAAGCAAAUUGCAUAAAUGAUUUGGAUGCAAUUUUAACUCAAAUACCCACUGAUUCAGACUUAGACAUUAGCACCCUAUUUGCUGAUAAAACACCCUUUCAAUUUAAAAAAACGUGUCCACUUUCUAUAGGACAUGUUGAUUAUAGAAAUUUAGAAAUUCCUGAACAAAAUGCAUUCAUUUAUGUUUGUGGAUAUAUUAUGAGUAAAUGUCUAACCAAACACUCAUGUGAAAUAUGUUUAGAGUAUGCAAAAACCCAAAAAAAUUUAGAUCCUUCAUUUUUGUUAUGCUUUUUUAAAGCGUAUGAAAAUGCUGAAAAAUCAACUUUUGGAAAUUUAAAUAUGCCCCAUGAAAAUUUUUACAAUUAUGUUUAUAGCUUGGAAUCUGAAUUUAUAAAUAGUUUUCCUAUUUUGUCUGUUGAAAAAGGAAUAGGCGAUAAACUUAAAAUGAGAAUGCUUAAUAUUGAUUAUGAACAUCCAUGUCCCAACUUUGAUAAAGAUUACUUACUGAAUUUUUUUUUGCGUUUUAGAAUUUAUGCUUCAAUUAAAUUUUUAAAUAGACAUUUGGUAUCUGAAAAAAAAAUCAAAAACAGAAAGUUAGCAAUUUUGCAGCAUUUGUAA
Messenger RNA from Macrosiphum euphorbiae (potato aphid), 2652 nucleotides. The record is from the annotation of a GenBank genome assembly. Lineage: Eukaryota; Metazoa; Arthropoda; Insecta; Hemiptera; Aphididae.